GCUGUCGUGGGGAAAAAGGUUAUUUUGCAGAGAUUUGAACGGGAGGCGAGAGGGCCCCGGGAUGCUCGCCGCUCCGGGCAGGAGCCGGGGCAAACCGAGGCUUUUCUUUAGGCGGCUCGGUCCGCAGCUCCCAACAGCUCCUCUCCCGGGUGGGUGGAGCGGGUGGGAUGUCGCUUCGGCACACCAGCCCUGCCUCUGUGCGGUGGUGGGAACCGUCCUCUAGGCUGGUGUCCUUCCCACUUGGAUGGCUCUGGUGGAAAACUGAGGUGCACCUUGGCUGGUGAUCAUGGAGCCCACAUCGCUUCUUCCUGUCCUUCUGACUCCUGACCCCCAGGACUUAAACCAAGGGACGACCGAGUCAAAUGAGCCUGCUGUGGAUCCCUGCAGCCUCCUUUCUGGAAGGCACUAUGAAGUCGUGCCUUGCAUCAUCUGUGCUCUCUGCUGCAUUUUUGGAGUGGUUUACUGCUGCUUUGGUUACCGCUGUUUCAAAGCCAUCAUGUUCCUCUCAGGUCUGCUUUUUGGUUCAGCUGUGAUCUUCCUGCUCUGUUACAAGGAGCGCAUCUUGGACACGCAGCUGAGCUUGGAGGUCAGCGCCGGCAUUGCCCUGGGCAUUGGAGUUCUGUGUGGCUUGGUCACCAUGUUGGUGCAUUCCGUUGGGUUGUUCCUGACUGGGCUUCUACUUGGCUUGCUGGUGGCCACUGCUGGGCUGGUGGCCACGGAGCCUUUGUACGAGCUGCGCAGUGCCUGGGUCCCUGCUGGAUCUCUCUUGGGCUCUGCCCUCUUGGGUGCUGUCUUGGCCUUGCGUUGGCAGAAGACCCUCACGGUGAUCUCCACGGCUGUGUUUGGGGGCGCCGUGCUAACCCUCUGCUUGGACUAUGCUGUGGAGAACCUGGCUUUGGGCCAGCAUGUGUAUGACCGCCUCCGCCUGGCCCCUGCUUCCCCACUCUGCUGGUGUGGCUGGGCCGUGCUGGCCACCUGGCCCGUCCUUGCCUUAAUGGGAAUCCUGCUGCAGUGGAAAGUGACCGCUGAGGGCUUCUCUCACACCGAUGUGGUCUUGAAUCGGCGCCAGAAGCAGCUGCAACUAUUACGGAUUCGGCAGCGUGAAGCCAAGAAGAGGCAGCAGAGCCAGGCUCCCCAAGAGGGGUCCUACCGACACAAAGCUACUGCAGUCAAGCGCUGUGCGGGAGAUGUCCUUGCACCAAGUUACAUCCAGAGCCUGCGUGAUCGCCAACAGCUGGGAACGGGCACCUCGCUGAGCUCCCACGCUCACACCACGGUGGAUCUGGAUUACGACAGUGGGUCUACUGUGCCUCUCACCAUUCCCCGAGGCUGCCUCUGAAAAAGGGGUGACUUCGUCCCCCAUUUGUGCCUUAAAGAGGGACAUAGCCCAACUCAGCCCGAGGUUCUGAAUAUUAUUGUCCUACACACAAACGUCCUUGGCUAGCCUGCGAUUUUUUUUAAAUGCCUUUUUUUAAAUGUUUAGAAUGGGUGGGCUUUGUUUCUUCCCCCUUUGGAAGGCAGGGCUUGACACCCUAUAUGACUAUAUCAUAGUAGGAGAGAAGGGAUUUUUAAAAAUAGUCAAAUAAUUUAUUACCUAUUAAGUCAGGUAAAGGAAGAAAACCACCUUAUUCUGCAGGGUAUCCACAGCUGCCUUCCAAGCUCUUCUGGAACGAACUGGCUACUCAGCAGUGCCUGUCCUGAUCUCUGAGGCUAGUUUAGUGUCUGCUCUGACCAGGGUUGAGCUCAGCCACGAUCAUUCACUUUCCUUCGGAGGCCAGGGCUCUUUGCCCUAGAAUGCAGGAGGGCUGAGAAACAUUACUCCGCGCUGAGUACUUUUUGUGGCCUAGAUCAGUUGCCUUUUGUAGAAAUGCUUACCUCAGGGGUAAAACAGCUAGGAGGUAACUUGAAAUCAUUAACACUACUACAAGUUCACGGGAUAAACUUGCUUUCAUUUGUGGUGCUUUCUCAACACUUUUGGUAUGUGUGCCUUAUGAUGACAGACUCCUGUGAGAAUUUCCAGAGUUCCGUUACUUUUUUCUGUAAGACGGUUCUGGGCUGCCUUCCCCAAGAAGGGAAUGUUACUCUUCAACCUUCCCUGCCCUGUCUAGAUGAAGAUCUGUGGCGGACACUUUUCAACAAUAUUCAGGCAUUCAGCCUUCACACAGUUAAUGUUGCCUGACCCGAGUGUAGGGCUACACUCACUGCCUUGCCUCCGGACCACAUCAUUAUUGGCCAGGCUCUACCACUGUCCGUGAAGGAGGGUAGAGUGCAGAAAUAAUGGUCCUCUGGAUGAUGUUGGGGUUCUAGUAAGCCCCAACUAGCAUAGUGAAUGACCAGGUAUGGGCGGAACUGUAAUCCUAAAACAUCAAGGGUUCCCAAUUCCUCAUCCCUGUAUUAGAGGAAUGUCUGAACAGAGUUUAAUGACGUUACCUGUAAUGCAUUACUUUUGAAGUACUGUAAUGACAUUACCAUAAUAGAACUAUAGAAGAAUGGAGCUGGAAGGGGCCUAUAAGGCUGUCAUGUCCAGCCCUCUGCUGAAGGCAGGAAUCCAAUUCAAAGUAUACCUGACAGGUGGCUCUCUAAUUUGCUUUUGAAUGCCUCCAGCACUGGAGUGCUCACCACCUCCCUCGGUCAUUGGUUCCAUUGCCACAUUGCUCUAACAGAAUUACUUCCUAAAAGGAAAAGGAUGAUUAGUAAUGUCAUUGAUUUUUGAUAUGAUGAGAAAUGUUUGAUCCUAAAAAGGUUGCUUUUAGAGCAUCAUAUUUCUGUUUUUUUAAAAAAAUGUGUUCCUGUUAAAGUGCAUUUUUUAAAAAUAUAUAUAUGUAUAUUUGAAAGUAACUAAAAAGUAAUAUGUUCCUGACAUGUUACUCUUAGAGCAACUUUGAUGAAGUAAUGCCUAAUGUGUAAAGUAAGGCUGGUGAAGAACUGUGAGAAUGCAAUUUGAAUUCAUGAAGGGAAGCCCUCAUUUGUGCAUCAGGUAUCUUUCUUCAGGCCUUCUUCUCAAGUGGAUGGAUGGAUGGAUGGUGAGACCGGACGACCAGGGUCCCAACAAGUGUGAACAACUCAUCCUCUUAUGUGACCGUAAGCCUGGUAGUAGUGAAGGCCAAAUAGGGCCCUAAUUAUCCCAAGUGCCUUUUCUAAUGGACACCCAGCCUUACUUGCACCAAAGUAGUUUUCAGUGUAACUUGACACUGGUGUUUUCAAACACAUGUAGAUAAGGAUUUAAAUCUUUUGUCAAAGUGCCAACUCUUUAGCUAUAGGCUGAAAACACAGAUUCCAAUUCCUGAACUAUUAAUCUGAAUUCAGCAGUUACACACUGGGUUUGGAACCCUAUUCCAGGGAUCUCUUUGUUAUAGCAGAUUAUUUCCUGUGGAUUGUUUUUUGUUACUAUUUUAUAAUGUCUGUUCAUAAAACUUAACACAGAUGCAUUUGUGCUGUAU
Messenger RNA from Pogona vitticeps (central bearded dragon), 3440 nucleotides. RefSeq names its product transmembrane protein 198. NCBI's taxonomy places the organism in Eukaryota, Metazoa, Chordata, Lepidosauria, Squamata, Agamidae. The record is from RefSeq and is a predicted model, not a curated record. Gene Ontology annotation, cellular component: plasma membrane.